This is a messenger RNA of Penicilliopsis zonata CBS 506.65, 1341 nucleotides long. RefSeq lists its product as hypothetical. Gene Ontology annotation, cellular component: vacuolar membrane. The coding region runs from base 1 to 1341 and encodes 446 amino acids. The record is from RefSeq and is a predicted model, not a curated record. Gene Ontology annotation, molecular function: amino acid transmembrane transporter activity. NCBI's taxonomy places the organism in Eukaryota, Fungi, Ascomycota, Eurotiomycetes, Eurotiales, Aspergillaceae. Gene Ontology annotation, biological process: amino acid transmembrane transport. The transcript is spliced from 5 exons.
AUGUCAACCCCCGUCGAACUCGAGAAGCAGGAGAGCAAACGAGAUGCCGAGAAGGAAAGCGAAGCGUAUGCCGACCCGUUCGGCGACGAGAGCACCGCCGCCGUGAAAUACAAGACGCUGGAAUGGUGGCAGUGUGGGAUGCUGAUGAUUGCCGAAUCCAUCUCGCUGGGCGUCUUGUCUUUACCUGCUACCCUGGCGCAACUGGGUUUAGUUCCAGCCCUCAUUCUGAUUGUCGGACUGGGGAUCAUAGCCCUGUAUACCGGAUUCGUGAUCGGACAGUUCCGGACUCGCUACCCACACAUCCAGAACCUGGCAGACGCCGGCGAGGUGCUCUUUGGCGCUGUCGGACGCGAGAUCUUCGGGCUCGGCCAGCUGCUCUUCUCCAUCUUCAUCAUGGGCAGCCACAUCCUGACGUUCACGGUGAUGCUGAACACCGUGACCGAGCACGGGACGUGCUCGAUCGUGUUCGGCGUGGUGGGCAUGCUGAUCUGCAUGGUGUGCUCGCUGCCGCGCACGAUGAAGAACAUGACCUGGAUCAGCAUGUGUUCGUUUGCGAGCAUCUUCACCGCCGUGCUGGUGACGAUGAUCGCCGUGGGGGUCCAGCAUUCGCACCGGGGCGUCUCGCCGCUCGUCCAGGCCACCGUCGAGAACAGUCUGUUCCGGGCGUUUUCCGCCGUCACCAACAUCGUCUUCGCCUACUGCGCGCACGUCGCCUUCUUCGGCCUCAUCGCCGAGAUGCGCGACCCACGGGAAUUCCCCAAAGCCCUGUGUCUGCUGCAGAUCUUUGAGAUCGUGCUGUAUGUCGUCGCCGCCGUCGUCAUCUAUCUCUACCUCGGGUCUGAUGUGGCUUCCCCCGCGCUGUCCUCGGCCGGUCCUCUCCUCAGCAAGAUCGCGUACGGCAUCGCCAUCCCAACCAUCAUCGGCGCGGGCGUCGUCAACGGCCACAUCGGUCUGAAAUACAUCUACGUCCGGCUGUUCCGCGGAUCCGGCCGCAUGAACAGCAACGGCUUCGUUGCCGUCGGUUCCUGGAUCGCCAUCGGCUUGUCUUGCUGGCUCGUCGCUUGGAUCAUCGCCGAGGCUAUCCCCAACUUUUCCGAUCUUCUCGGCUUGAUCUCCUCUCUCUUUGCCAGCUGGUUCAGUUACGGCCUCGGAGGCGUCUACUGGCUGCAUCUCAACUGGGGGCAAUGUUUCUCGUCCCCGCGCAAGAUCGCCUUGACGGUGAUCAACGUGUUGAUUAUUCUCAUGGGAGGGACCUUGUGUGGUCUUGGGUUGUAUGUGUCUGGCAAGGCAAUCCAUGAUGAUACUGGGAAUGCCAGUUUUUCAUGUGCCAACACAGCAUAG